This is a messenger RNA of Triticum turgidum subsp. durum (durum wheat), 699 nucleotides long. The record is from the annotation of a GenBank genome assembly. Lineage: Eukaryota; Viridiplantae; Streptophyta; Magnoliopsida; Poales; Poaceae.
AUGGCCGUCGACUUGGAGCAGGCGGCCUACCAUGCCAUUCCCGCCGACCCGCGCGACGACGAGGCGCCGCCAGUCCUGGGCAACGCGCCGGCGGCGAGGUCCAGCCACAUGGACGGACCCACCUUUCUAAUCUUGGUGCUACUUUCGGUUGGAGUGACAGCGCUCAUGUUGGGCCCCAUGUACUACAUGGAGGGCGCCAACGUGGCGUCUUUCUCCGUCGGCCUCGCCGGCUACGAGGGCAUCGACCCGGCCAGGCCCAGCCGCGUGGUCUCGCCGGCGUUCAAUCUCACGCUGCGCAUGAACAAGACGUGCGCCGACCGCGCUGAGGUGUUCCUGACCUACUCCGGCGUCGCGCUCGGCUGGGCGCGCGUGGAGCCGCGCGGCUGCGUCUCCCGGGAGCCCUGGGGAAGGGGCGUGAAGGUGGUGGCCAGGGCCGACGGCGUGGGGCUCUCGGGGCCUCUCCGGGAGCGCAUGGCGUCGGAGUGGCGCCGCUCGGGGCGGGUGGAGCUCGACGUCGACGUGGCGGUAUACAGAGACGCCGGAGAACGCCUGCGGUGGGGCUACUUCGGCGACAACACCCGCGACAAGGUGAUGCGCUGCAAGGUGACGGCGGAUGAUGGACCAACGUCGGAGUCGCUACCUUGCCCAUGGUAUUCUGUACGGCCUCACAGUUAUGAUAUGUUCAGCGACGACUCGUAG